ACAAGUUUCACUUCAUGGUUGUGGGCUUUUUGGGAUGAACAGACUCCCUUGGAGAAAACAGGCAGAAACAACCGAUAUUAUGGACCAGAGCUAGGAUCACCGGUCAUCGGGAUAAUCAGCAACCCCAGCAUCAAUCAACUGACUGAAGCUGCCAUGUGAUUUCAAGACAGGCAAGGCGUGGCUGACAGAGCGAACCUCCCACCCAAACAAGCAUUAGAGAAAAGAAAACAAGACGUCGGGGAUCGGGAAGGCCUGACAGCGGCAGCUCCCACAAUGGGCGGGUGUUCCCAAUCAGCUACGGUUUCUCCCUCUUCUCUGUGUGCCAUCUUGCCAACAGUUGCGUUCACUUGCCUUACUCUGCGCAGGAGCAAACAGAAUCCUGGGCGGGGCUGCCCAAGGUGCACCCGCUCAGCCAUCCACUCGCUGUUCCCGUCUCAUCCAAACCCUCCUCACCGCUUUGAGGAGAGCGAAAGGCCACCGCCAUCACCAUCAUCACAGAGGACAUGGAUUCUCCAGAGUCACCCAAGAAGUAAGUCAGGCCGAUUUCAGAUGGAUUCUCUGUCGCUCCAGGCCGAAACCGAGUGUUAGACAAAGAUCCAGAGCAGGGGGGCAUGAGAAGACUUCAUUUCAAGUCGCUGCCGUUAGGGAGGUAUUGCAUUAUCUCCAGCAUGUGGCCACAUCUGAUGCUAACACAUUGGACAUGCAGACCUCCUUCUCUCCAGUCCCAUCCAAGCUGUUCCAGGCAGCACAGGCAUGCUCCUUCCAUCCUGAGCAGAAGGACGGAACAUCGGGAGGCCGGGGACUCGACGGUUCCCAAGAGCGGAGCCCCUCGUCGCCUUCGCCCUUUCCCGCCCCAGACAAGACCGAUAUCUCUCGUUCCAUGUGCUACUGCCUAACCUGACGCCAUUCUCGGGCGACGUUGAGGAACUUGUCCCGCUCCAGGUUCCAUCGCCCCUUCCACUUCAGUUCAGACACCCUGAUAGAUAUGAGGUGGCAGGCAGAAUGCGGAGAUUUUCUCUCGAGUCUCGCUGAUCUCAGGGGUGUUCCUGCUAUAUCUGUCCUUGUUCCUCAUUUCGCGGGUCCGCCGUCUCCCGCUUCCCUCACCCGCUCCUUCCCCCCAUUGCCUCCUACUCCACCUUCCAGCCGGCUUUUGUCUUCUCGUAUCAUUUCGGCGGCCUUCUGAUCGUUCCUCGCCGGGGCUUGCCUAGGUAUCAUUCACCCCCUCCCACAUCAUCACCAUCGAUAGGGGCAGAGGAACAUACCCCGAACACGUCGUUCAUUCUUGAAUCUCUGCCAGCACCGCUAGGUCAACAGAUCUUCGAAGAAUCGAAUCUCAAACUUUGUUCUACCAUACCCUUUUAUUCUUUGCUAUGUCAUAGUUCAUGACUUUGCCGCAUGCUUUGCUUUGCCGUACCAAUCAAGGAUAGACACCAGACCCUCUCGUGCAUCCAGCCUGCCCCGAACAAGUAUAGCUUCUCUCACGAGCUGUUUCUUGUAGGGGUGAAGUUUCAUCAACCACAUACCGCCGAGUGUCAGGCCCCCGACAGUCUUGCUUCCUCACAAGGAUGAAGGCUUCAGCCGUGGUUGUUGGCCUUGCUUCGGUCAUUACCAUUCUCAAUUCGACGCCUCUCACAUUGGCUCGUGAGGAUGGCGGUCUGUGGUCACGUUUCAGACGGGCAGUUGGACUCCCUGCUGUUCCCGAGGUGGGAAUAUCACAUGUGAGCUAUGAGCGUUUGGUGCCUAGGCAAGAUCGAGGAGAGGAUGGUGGGGAUGGUGGUGGAGAUGAUGGCGACGAUGAGGAUGGCGAUGAUGAUGGUGAAUGGACGGAUGAUGGUGGUGAUGAUGAUGGUGACGGUGUCGAUGAUGGUGAUGAUGGGGAUGAUGGAGAUGAUGGGGAUGAUGGGGAUGAUGGUGAUGAUGAGGAGCCACUGGGAUAUGGGCCCCCUCCGCCACCUGUUUCAACUACCAGUGGGGGGUAUGGCUACACUACGCCUGGAAACCCUUAUGACACCACUGGUUCGAAUGAGCCGGCGAAGACGACAUCGUCAAAUGCGUACACUUUCACCACUCCAAGCUCGACUGGGGGGUAUACGUUUUCGACGUCCAGUACGGAAUCUUCCGAGAGCACGUCUCCUUACCCUAUUACAUCGACUACCUCGGGCGUGUCUUCCACAUCUACGGAGGGCACCCCUACGUUUACGACAAGUUCGGAGACAUCAGCCAGCGCAUCAUCUUCUCCGAGUGUUACGCCUUCUCUCGGCUCCUUUUCGGUGACAGGGUCGCUUCCACCUGAAUCGUCAACAUCUGUCUCGAUUACUAGCUCUGUGUCGUCUAGUGCUUUGACCAGUACAUUGUCUGGAUAUUCAACUGGGCCUUCGAGUAAGAGUCCUUCUGCUUCUUCCGGUGGCCCAACAUCGAGCACAGGCUCAGCAUCGACCGGGAUCCCUACCGGCAGCAGUUCCGGGACUUCUUCCGUGCCAUCAUCUGUUUCUUCGGUCACUAGCUCGGUCUCAGGUCCAAGUUCUGUUCCAAUCAGUCUUUCAAGCACAUCAGGGGCUAGUUCCAGUGAGGUACAAACUGCAGCAUCCAGUCUUAGCAGUGGCUCGAUAGAGCCAACCGGGUCUUCAACAACUUUGAUCAGCUCAUCUAUAGUCGGGAGUACAGAAACGACCACGCCGGGCACAGCAACGACGGCUGCGACCACAAGCUCUCCGGUGUCACCAUCAUCCACUUCUCCUAAUGAGACGUCGAGUAGCACAACGGCCGCAAGCGAAUCUCAGUCAACAAGUGCUUCUGCGGUGCUGACAACAACCGGGACUGUGACACUGACAGCGACUGGUACAUUUAUUUCGAUCUCAGGUUCAAUCUCCAUGGUGUCGCCGAGCACCUCGACCUUGUCUACCGAGUCCGCUUCUGAGACGCCAAUAAGCACUGGCAGCAGCCGCACUGGGACCGCCGCUUCAUUGUCGACAAUCUCUGUUGAAUCGUCAAGUUCUCUUUUGACUAGCGAAACAGGAGGCUAUCCUACGUCUUCGUCAGGCCAGCCCUCAGGAUGGAACUCGACAGCCACAACCGCCCCAACUGGGUCCGGUGGAAGCUCUACGGUUCCAGGUGCCAAUACAACACAGAGUGAAAUCUCUUCUGUCACUCUUACGCCAUCCUUGACUGGCUCAGUCUCGAUCAGCACAAUUUCGCUCGGAACUUCUUCGUCAGUACUCAGCAGUUUGACCAGCAGCAUUCCCUAUGUCAACACAACAACUGGUGGUGCAUCAGUCACAACAUCGUCGUUGCCAUCGUCAAACAGUUCAGUAUCAGUGCCAGAAUCUAGCACUGGAACUUUGCCGUCUACAAGCACUACACCAUACGGAUAUAACACCACGUCUUCAACAACGGGAGUGGAGGGUUCAGUAACUGCUACAUCCUCGUCAUCGGCAGGUCUCUCGACCUCGACCUCUUCGGUUCCGGUUCCAACGACAUAUCCUUAUACCAACAGCUCCUUGCCUUUAAGUGGAAGCUCAACCGCCUCUGAACCAUUUGCACCCUUUGGUCCUGGAACGUCUCGCCCUGCAACAACAUUGGGACGCUCAUCUUCCUUCUCAAAUGUGACUGGCACUUCAACGUCUGGAGGAUUGCCUUCAACAUCUUCAUUUGCCACUGUAACAUCUUCGUCUUCAGUCUCAGUGACAACACUGCCUUCUGGAUCUGGUACCAGUUUUGGUUCAGCUGGUCCAACUGGCUCAUCUUUGCCACCAUUCCCGUCCGGCAAUUCGAGCUCCAGCCUUCCAGGCUCCGCUGGUCCCAGCACAUCUUAUCCAUUCACCACGCCAGGAAAUGCCACCUCGUCUACCGUGUCAAGCACAAGCAGUAGUACAUUGCUAUUUCCAACUUCAUCGACUGGAUCCAUCCCACUUGGCACCGCCACCUCUUCGCAACCGGGCACCUUACCUACAACUUUUGCGUCUGGGACCAGUGUUACAAUACCAUUUCCAUUUCCAAACUCUACAGAAUCCGGAGGCAGCACCAGCAUUGGAAGUAACGGCCCUGGUCCAACGCCAUCAAGCUAUGGGACAUCAAUUGGAAUCUUUUCUGGGCUCUCCAGCGUGCCAACCGUGGUAUCUCCCUCGUCAGGUUCGACUAGCCUUGUGGGCACAGAGACCUCUGGUUUUUCAGUGUCUGCUUCGAGCUUCGGAUCAUCGUCAGUGCCUUAUCCACUUCCAAACAGUACUAUCAGCUCUGGUGACACUGUGCCUGGGUCAGGGGUGGGCUCUUCAGCUGCAACCCUAUCAUCUGGAUUACCUGUAAGCUCGCCGUCUCUGUCGUCUAACGGCUCUGUGCCUGUGAGCUCCAGUAGCCCUGGUGUGCCGACAAUUCCACCGGUGCUGUCGUCUUCGCUUCCAUUUCCUUUGCCAAAUAGCACAUCAACCGUCGCUGGUCCUGGUACUGGUAGCUCGCCUACUGGGACGACACCCCCUAUCAACACGCUUUCGACCCUCACACCUACUGCGUUGCCGACAACAUCGGCUCCAUAUCCUACUGGAAAUACUACAGUCCCAUCUGCGAUCCCCGGCACGAGCGGUGCACAAACAAGUACGGUAUCCGAAGGCAUCUCUUCUUUGACGGGCAGUCUUUCGCCGUCUGUUCCUUUUCCAUUGUCAAACUCCAGCUCAUCAAGCUAUUACUUUCCUACGGGCACUGGUUCUUCUGGAGCAUCAUUGCCACCAAACUCUUUAUCUUCUCUGUCCUCAACUUCAUCUGGUGUUCCAGGAACAAGCGCUCCGUCUGUCUCGAGCCCCAACGGCACCUCACUAACAUCAAGUGCGCCGUACCCAACCGGGAACUUCACCACGACGCCAAAACCAACAGGGAGCUCUGGUCUACCAUCAAGUCUUUCAACAUCAACCCCGGGCUCUCUUCCUUAUCCAUUUGCAAACUCUACCACCAUCGUCGGUCCUUCGGGAAUAAACCCGAUACCCGGGACCGAGAGUUCACUGACUGUGCUGUCACCUGGAACAUCAAGUGGAACAGCACCAGCCGUGUCGACUGGAAGCGGAACGGCAUCAUAUCCUUGGAGCAAUUCGACUGGAGUAACAAGCGGACCAUCAGGAACAGGCUCAACGUCUGGCACCGCAAGCGAGACUUACAUUCCGUUGACGAAUAUCACAGCCUCAAUCUCGGGGACAGAAAUUGUCACAACUGCAUCAUCGAGCGGAACUGCACCGUCCGGUCUUGCAUCUUCAGCCAUUGGCACCUCGUCUGUGCCAUAUCCGCUCACAAACACAUCUGCUUCGUCCCCGGGCCCAAGCUCGCCUGGGACUAGUCCCAUCGGCCCUACCAGUUCUGGAAUAUUUGGAAGCACAGUCACGAACUCUGUCCCUCCUUUCCCUACUGGCAAUUAUUCAGUCCCAUUUGGUACAGUCACAGCCCCAGGUAGUAUCAGCACGGGCGGCUUCUCAACGCAGCCAACGGCUUCAUCCAGCUCGGUAGCUAGUCCAGGACCUUCCUAUCCCCUGGGAAAUUCAAGCACGAUAAUUGGACCAACCGGAUCAGGGUUCUCAAGCGGAUCGAGUUCUUUAUCAACGAGCUCUUCUGGCCCUUCCUCUAGUUUGCCUCCUUUUCCACAGUCGAAUUCAUCAUCCACUCCACCGACAGGCUCCGGACUGCCAAGUGGUGCCAUCCCCUCGUCUGGUUAUGGUUCCUCGACCGUGCCUCCCUUCACAUUCACCAACUCUAGCUUCACUGCAGAGCCCACUGGUGCGCCAGGGUUAUCUACCGGGGCAACUGCUUCAUCUGGAUCAACAAUUCCUUCUCCCUCCGGCAGCUCGACGAGUCUCCCACCCUUCCCACUGCCCAAUUCUACCUUCACAUCAGCGGCGACAGCUGGGACUGGCGCUUCUAGCCAAACAGUCCUCACAACGGGAACAGGAUACCCAGCAUACUCUCCUGCGAGCCCUCCAUUCUCCUUGUCAAAUGCUAGCUCCACUUUGGGACCGACAGCCUAUUCGAGCGAUAUAGUGCCAUCACCAUCCGGAACAGGCGUGAUUGGGUCUUCAUCGGGUGUUCCUUCAAGUCUUCCCCCAUUUCCGACAACAAACACGAGCUUUCCUCAGGGUUCUACAAGCGCACCAGGAUUGUCCACGGCGCCUACAUAUUCAGGAACGGGUAUCUUCUCUAUUACAACUGGAUCCUCUUCCAUCACACCACCAUUCCCAACCUUAAACUCAAGCUCGGUACCCACAGGCUCAAGAGGAACUUCUGUUCCCGGGGUAGCCUCUUUCAGCACUGGGAUCAGUAGUGUGUUGCCUGAAAGCUCUUCUGUCGUGGCCCCAUUCCCAACUACCAACGGCACUACUUAUCCUGUACCUACUGGCACAUCAAGACCCUUUAGCACCGGAGUUUCAAGCUCAACGCUGCCGUCUACCGAAGCACCAUUUCCGUUCCCCAACACGACGUUCCCUGUCGGGCCAAGUGGUACAGCACCCGGACUCUCAACCUCGGGAACCGGGAUUUCUUCCUUGUCACCAUCAUCCUCUAGCCAGCCACCUUUUCCACUACCAAACUCUACUGUUCCGGUAUUCCCCAGCAGUGGCACUGCGGGUCCGUCGCCAGAUACUGUGACAGGUGUUACUAGUUCAAUCCCACCGAGCUCGGCAUCUGCCCCAUACCCGUACUCAAAUACGACAUCGGCACCUGGGCCAAGCGGUUCAUUACCAGGGACAGGAACGGUUGUGCCGCCAGCAUCCGGGACAGGUGGCACCUGGGUUUCCUCUCUUUAUCCCACGAGCAGCACUCCAUACCCAGUCGGCAAUACAACCACGCCUUUAUCAACAGGAGGAGUCACUGGGGGAACAAGCAUUCCUGUGAUUGAGUCUUCCAGCGCAGCACCAUAUCCUUACCCGAACUCGACUACCCAUGCUAUCACGACUGCCGGUGUGACAGGGACAGGCCCCAGUCUCACUGCACCGUCUAGCACAGCACCAUAUCCUUUGUCGAAUGUGACUUCGCCUAUUCCUACUGGGACUGCCGGUACUGGGACGGCUCUUUCAACGUCUCUCUCCACUGGCAUCGCGCCUUAUCCUUAUCCAAAUGGCACCAUUACAACCCCAUUCGGCGGUUCUACCGGUGGCUCUAGUAGUGGGACAGGGAUCUCAUCAGCGCCUUUGAGCAGCAGCGCACCUUAUCCCUUGACAAAUGGGACGGUGACUGGGUUAACCAGCAGUCCUACCGGAGGGCCAACAGGGGGAACUGGAUCAUCUUCUGCUCCCUCUAGUAGCAGCGCGCCCUAUCCUUUCACAAAUGACACCACUAUAGGACCAUUUAGCGGUCCAACUGAAGGAACAGGUAGUGGAUCUGGGCUUCCGACAACGAAUGCCCCCUAUCCUUUGACGAAUGCCACAUCUUUCCCAGCCGGCACUGGCUCAAUAGGACCCUCAUCCGGCCUCCCAACCACCAGCCCUCCAUACCCGCUUCCAAACUCAACUGUCACCACCGGUGGUAGUGUCCCCUCAUCUGGCCUACCAACGACCACUGCGCCGUACCCGCUCUCGAACACCACAUCUUUUGGGCCUGCUAGUGCCACUGGAGGGAUAAGCACCUCUUCAACUCUUUCAACAACUGUUCCGCCAUUCCCAUUGACCAAUGCCACAACGACACCGAUUCGUACAGCCACCGGGGGCACAGGCGUAUCAUCGAGUCUGUCUACGAGUAUUCCACUCUACCCCUUGCCCAAUAGCACAUAUACCCCAGCGGAGAGCGGAACUGGAGGCACAGGUUCUUCAUCGGGCUUGCCAACAGUUAGCCCGCCAUAUCCAUUACCGAACACCACUUCCGGAGGCAUCACUAGAAGUACCGGAGUUUCCUCUGGUCUUCCUACGAGCAGUCCACCGUUCCCACUGUCCAAUGUUACAUACUCAGCUGUUAGCGGCAGUACUGGCGCGACGUCAGCCCUUUCGUCCACACCUCCUUUGUACCCAUUGCCGAAUGUAACAUACACUGUCCCAGGCAGUCUGACAGGUACCAGUCCUUCACCUGGUCUUCCGACGACAAGCACUCCCUAUCCAUUGACGAAUGUCACUUCAACAAUUACGGCUGGCUCUGGUACAGGAUUGUCCACGGGCACAUCCUCCACUGCACCGUACCCUUUUGGGAAUACAACCAGCACCACGACAGCUGAACCUUUUGGGACGGGAGUCUUGCCUAGCUCUUCGGCACCAGUCACAGGAAGUGUCAUUCCCAGUUCUGGAACUGGUCUUCCGACCACCAGCAUCCCUGGAACAUCACAACCCUCGGCCCCGUAUCCUCUUCCAAACUCAACCUCGCUCACUGGGCCUACGGGGUCAUGGGGCCCUCCAGGUACAGGCAGCACGUCAGGGACAGGUCCAGCGACAUCUGUGCCGGGCCUUCCAUCGACUUCAGUUCCGUACCCCUUCCCGAACACAACCCUUCCUGGAGUUCAGUCUGGGCCCUCAAGCGCUUUGGGCACAAUCACUACUGAGAGCGGUAGCCUAGGGACCGUUUCGGUAUCGAGCAUUUCAGGAUCAUCGACUCCGCCAUAUCCAGCAGGAAACUCGACAAUACCCAUCAAUCCAACUGUCGUAUCAGGGACAAUUGUCACUGAGACUGGUGGUUCUGAGCCUGUGUCCACCAACAGUCUCUCAUCUAUUCCAUUCCCCUUCCCGAACUCAACAGAAACCUCUGGGCCCACGGCUAUUCCCCCACUUCCAGGUCCCUCGAGCAGCUUCCCUCCUCUUAACUCAUCUGGGACCGCGCCGUACUCCUCUCCGGGAACCAUUGGGACCGGAAUUUCCAGCUCUGCAUCUACCCUGCCAUCAAGCUCUGCACCUUACCCUUUGAUCAACACCACAACUACUGUCAUCAGCGGAACAACGGUGAUCACUGUCACGACUGGUACAGGCUCAGCCCCGCUAUUGUCUACUGGUGAAUCGACGACAGGCCCCAUCUUGUCCACUGGCAUAUCGUUGACAAGCAGUUCAACUCCAGGCACGGAAUCUUCAGCGCCAGUGAUAACUUCAUCUCCGGGUGCAACAUCUGGAAUCUCGACCCCAUCCUUGAGUAGCAUCACAUCUGCGCCAUUCCCCUAUCCGAACGUCACCAGUUCCACAGAUACCACCUGUUUGACCAAUUCCACGACGACACGCCAUCACCACUCAAAAUCGAAGCAUCAUCAUCACAAGACGAGGACACACUCCACUGUCUCUGGGGCCUUUUCAACGACGUGCAACGAGACGACUUUCAGAACACUGAUCUCUUCUCGCGUCUCUGGGACCGUGAUCUCCUCGUACUGGAAGAACGUCACCUCAACGAUUAGCCAAAGCCUUGGCACUGCACCAGUCAGAACUAGCUUCCGCACUGGUAUUUCGGAAACGUCUACCAGCGUCGAGUCAUCGAGCCAUGAAAGCUUCACCACCAUGCCGAUGGUUGUAUCGCCAGCUCCUGCACCAAUCUCAACUUCAGCGCCACCAAUCGCAGUCAUCACGCCUUUGAAGAAUGGCCAGGGCCCACUGGACCACCAUCACGGUGUCAAUGACACCGCGCCUUCACUGUUUCGCAACCCGAAGCCAUAA
Molecule: messenger RNA, 9581 nt
Organism: Podospora bellae-mahoneyi
Lineage: Eukaryota; Fungi; Ascomycota; Sordariomycetes; Sordariales; Podosporaceae
Source: RefSeq, a predicted model, not a curated record